AUGUCCCUUCCAACUACCCAGAAUGACACGCGCCACUUUUCUGUAAUGCUUUUCUUUCUCUCUUUCUUUCUUUCUUUCUUUCUUUCUUUCUUUCUUUCUUUCUUUCUUUCUUUCUUUCUUAUUAGUUGUUUCGUUUUCUUUCUUUCUUUCUCUCUUUCUUUCUUUCUUUCUUUCUUUCUUUCUUUCUUAUUAGCUGUUUCGUUAAUCGGCAUUAUCACUAGCUUUUCUUUCUUUCUUUCUUUUCUCUCUUUCUUUCUUUCUUUCUUUCUUUCUUUCUUAUUAGCUGUUUCUCUUUAUCACUUUCCCAUUGUUUGUUUGUUUGUUUGCUUCUUUCUUUCUUUCUUUCCAAAAUUUUCUAUAUUUUUAUUCAUUCCUUUGAUUUUUCUCUCCCGCCCUUCUUUCUUUCUUUCUUUCUUUCUUUCUUUCUUUCUUUCUUUCUUAUUAGCUCUGUUUCGUAAACCAGCACUAUCACUAGCAUUUCUAUCGUUUUCUUUCAUUCAUUUUUCUUUCUUUCUCAGUCUGUUCAUUUCUUUCAUUUAUUUUUCCUUUUUCCUUUUUCAUUCGUUCUUUCUUUAUUUUAUGCUUUUUUAUUCGUUCAUUCUUUCUUUUUCUCUCUCUUUCUUUCUAUCGUUCUUUCUUUGUCUAUUUCUAUCUGAGUUUCUUUCUUUCUUUCUUUCUUUCUUUCUUUCUUUUGUUCACUCCUUGGAUCAUGUUCUCUAUAAUUCUAUUCCAUCCACUCUUUUUUUUAUUCAUUUAAUCCUCAUUUCAUUAUCUCGCUGCCUACCUAUCUAUCUUUUUGCUCAUUUGAUUAUCUAUCUAUCUAUCUAUCUAUCUAUCUAUCUAUCUAUCUAUCUAUCUAUCUAUCAUUUCACUAUCUCACUGUCUGUCUUUCUAUCAUUCUAUUUUUGGUCAUUUCAUUAUCGCACUGUCCGUCUUUCUAUCUUGGUAAUCUAUCUAUCUAUCUAUCUAUCUAUCUAUCUAUCUAUCUAUCUAUCAUUUCAUUAUCUAUCCAUCUCUCAAUCAUUUCAUCCUCUCACUGAUUGUCUGUCUAUCUUUCCCUGUUGGCCAUCUCAUUAUCUAUCUAUCUAUCUAUCUAGCAACCAUUAUAUAUAUAUAAUAAUCUCAUUCUGUUCCCAAUUUCUCUUUCGCCCUCUAUAUCAACUUGUUCCUAUCUAUCUAUCUAUCUAUCUAUCUAUCUAUCUAUCUAUCUAUCUAUCUAUCUAUCUAUCUUUCAGUCUUUUCAAUUCUAUCUUAAUCUAUCUAUCUAUCUAUCUAUCUAUCUAUCUAUCUAUCUAUCUAUCUAUCUAUCUGAUCAAUAUUAUAUAUUGUGUAUAUCUAUCUAUCUAUCUAUCUAUCUAUCUAUCUAUCUAUCUAUCUAUCUAUCUAUCUAUUUGCUUUGGACCUGUCCGGUGGUUCGGAUACUUAUUCUUUGCCUCCAGGGGGGUAAAAGUUAAUUAUUACGACUGGUAUGAUCUAUCUAUAUAUCUAUAUCCAUAUCCAUAUCUAUCUAUCUAUCUAUCUCUCUAUGUUCUUAUCCAUAUCUAUCUAUCUAUCUAUCUAUCUAUCUAUCUAUCUAUCUAUCUCUGUACAUAUCCAUAUCUAUCUAUGUUCAUAUCCGUAACUAUCUAUGUUCAUAUCCCUAUCUAUCUAUCUAUCUAUCUAUCUAUCUAUCUAUCUAUCUAUCUAUCUAUCUAUGUUCAUAUCCAUAUCUAUCUAUUUAUCUAUCUAUCUAUAUCUAUCUAUCUAUCUAUCUAUCUAUCUAUCUAUCUAUCUAUCUAUCUAUCUAUCUAUCUAUCUAUCUCUGAUCAUAUCCCUAUCUAUCUAUCUAUCUAUCUAUCUAUCUAUCUAUCUAUCUAUCUAUCUCUGAUCAUAUCCGUAUCUAUCUAUCUAUCUAUCUAUCUAUCUCUGAUCAUAUCCCUAUCUAUCUAUCUAUCUAUCUAUCUAUCUAUCUAUCUAUCUAUCUAUCUAUCUAUCUAUGCACAGUAUUCUAAGAUUUUCCUCGUGUCUCUAUCGUUAAGUCUUACAGCCGGUGUAUACCUCGGAAGCUUUCACCGGCCAGAUUUCUUACAGACAUCUAACUUCUUUCUUUCGAAUUUUUCACGAGAUACUUUUACUUAUUUAAUUUCUUCCAUCUUUUUUUUGUUUCUGUUCGUUUUUUUCUCUUGUUUUAAUUUUUCUGGAUUUUACUUUCUUUUGUUUUUGUUCUUUUCUUUCUUUCUUUCUUUCUUUCUUUUUUUCUUUGUUUUACUUGAUUUUGUAUUUGUUUUUGGUCAUUACUUGUAUAUUUCUCUGCUUUAUUUUUCUGAUCUUAUUUUUCUCCUGUUCUUUCUUUCUUUCUUUCUUUCUUUCUUUCUUUCUUUCUUUCUUGUCUUUCUUUCCUUCCUGUAUUUCUUUCUUUUUGAUUUCCUCUUGUUUCUUUCAUUUUGUCUUCUUUCUUUCUUCCCUUAUCUCCGUUUCCAUUCUUUCUUUCUCCUCUUCUUCCUUCGUCUCUGCUUUCAUUCUCCUCUCGUCUCUUUUGCUGUUUCUUUCUUUCUUUCUUUCUUUCUUUCUUUCUUUCUUUCUUUCUUUCUUUCUUUCUUUUGCUGUCUUUCGUGCUUUCUUUCUUUCUUUCUUUCUUUCUUUCUUUCUUUUGCUGUCUUUCGUGCAUUCUUUCUUUCUUUUACUUGA
Molecule: messenger RNA, 2667 nt
Organism: Acanthosepion pharaonis
Lineage: Eukaryota; Metazoa; Mollusca; Cephalopoda; Sepiida; Sepiidae
Source: the annotation of a GenBank genome assembly